This is a messenger RNA of Acanthoscelides obtectus, 9669 nucleotides long. NCBI's taxonomy places the organism in Eukaryota, Metazoa, Arthropoda, Insecta, Coleoptera, Chrysomelidae. The record is from the annotation of a GenBank genome assembly.
CAAUGGGCUAAAACUGUUUUUGUUGUUUCCAGAUAAUCCUGAGCUGCACGAUAAAGAAGGACUUCGAGUACAACAAGGUGAUGCCAACUUUUCACCACUGGAAAACCGGCGACAAGAAAUUUGGUCUGACGUUCCAAGCUGCCGCGGACGCGCGAGCCUUUGACAAGGGCGUCCGCACCGCUGUCGAGGACCUUCUGGACGGUUAUGCGGAUACUUCGCCAUUGUCUGCUCUGCAAAAAUGUGCAAAAGAUGUGGGAGACGAUGAUGUUUUUAUGACACUGGACCUGCCACAAGACCCAAAAGAUUCUCGAAGCUCUAGCGACUCAAGCACAAGAGGCUCGGAACAUCUGCACCGAAUUGCCUACAUUGGAAGGGACAAACCUCUGGAACCUCAACCAACACUCCUGGACCACCAUAAAGAGAGCGGCGGUGUGCCCGGCGGGGGCGGAAGCGGAGGCGGCGAGAGCUACCCGUACGUCCAACUGACGGCCGUGCACGAGUACAUCUACCCGGCCGAGGACCCGCAAAAACCGCCACUCGUCAGGCGAGACUCCGGAUCCAGCGUGAAGAAAGGGGGCGCCGCCAUCAUGGAGUUGAACCCGCAACAGCAGCCACCGCUGCCCAUCAAGGGAGCGACGCAUAAAAAGAUCAAGAUUAGAUGCCGCUACUGUCACGAGCUGUACACGGAAGACAAGAACCCGCGCGGUUCGUGCGAGUAUGCUCCGGACCUCGUCAAAUCCUGCAUAAACCGCAUCACUUGCAUCGGAUGCGCCGAGUGCAUCGGGUACCACUGCGCCGCCGACGAAGAGGGGGACUUUGCGCAGCAUCCGUGCGACUGUACGGGCGAGGAGAACUGCACGAGACGGUGGUGCUGCUUGACGUUCCUCUCGCUGUUCGUGCCCUGUCUGUGGCUCUACCCGCCGUUGAAGCUCUGCCAUUGGUGCGGCAUCAAGUGCGGGGUAUGCGGCGGGCGACACGGCAUGUGAUCCUUUGAUUCUAUUUCACGGUAUUAGGUUAAAAGUUGACGAGUAUACUGAGUAAUGUGGUGGUUGUAUCGAAACUAUGGAAUUUAGAUGCGACGUCUUCAAGCGCGACGCGGUUAUUCGGUAGUAUGUGACGUCUAUGCUCGUGCUCUGAUGCUCUAGUAGUGAAGCGAGGAGCCUUUCAAAUCAGAAUGUUUGAAAGAAACAUAUCUAAUCAAAAAUUCAUAUUUAUGGGGACAUAUCAGGAAAAGCGACGCCAAUGCUGUUCGUGUUGUAAAAACGACAGCGAAACUUGACGCUUGAGGUACCAGUGAUGCUUUGUCAGGGUUGCCAUAUUGAGAGAUUUUCCCUCAAAUUUGGGGGAUGUUCCCUCAAAUCUUUUUUUUACUUUCGGAAUUUUUUGGGGAUAUAAUGUUCUGGGGAUAUCACAAGUUUCGCGGAUAGAAAGGAUGUAAAUGCUCGAUGCAAAUAGUUGGAAAUUUUUUAGCCGUUUGUGAAGAGCUGUUGUGAUACUUUCUCAAAAAAAGUCUCCCAAAUAACAAUUAAUGGAAAGGGGUAGGUUUGACUCUUUAUGUCCGAGGAACCUGUGAUUUUCCCCCAGAACAAUAUAUACCCAAAAAAUUCCUUAAAUUUGGGGGAAAAUCCCACAAUAUGGCAACCCUGUCAAAGCACCACUGUUUCUCCAGGCGUCAGGUUUCGGGGUCGUUUUUACAGCACGAAAAGCAUUGCUAUUGUUUCUCCUGGCCACAUGGUACUGCUGUAUGAGUACUCACAUCAGAUACUACAGAGAAAUUGAGUAGCAAUACGUGAGGAAGCUUUAUUACAGCCUUGAAUCCACAUUGUGAAAAUUAUUAGGUCAAUAACAGAGACGCACAAGGUUUGAAUAUCAAUUUAAUGUUUGAUGAACCCUAUUGUGUCUAAAGCUGCAUACACAUAGACUAGGAUGCUCCGGUGUAUAUUUAUUUAUUCCCAAUACUGCUCAAAUAGCUACACACGAAUUCGUCCGCCAUAUCAUACGUUCAUUAAGGGUGGCGAGCACCAGCCUGGAGAUUUAAAAACUAAACUAGUAUGUUGCUGGAAAUAUAUGAAAUUCACGUUGAAAUUGGUUUCGUUUAUGGAUGUAGUAGAACUGUUGCGUCAUUAUUAAGGUAGCACAUCCCUUUUUUUAUAUCUUCUCAACUUCCUGUUUGCAGCGGUAUUCUAAAUCCUUUUCAUCUGUUAAUUUCAUAUUGUGUAUAGAGAUGACUAAAAAACAAUGUUUUCAUUUUUUUGUCCAAAUAUGCAUUUUUGUGCAUUUUAUUGUGUGUUCUUUCUUCAAUCGGAACUUGUUAACAGCUCUGGAAUUGUGUGUGAAUAUUCCUCGUUUAUGAAAAAAUGAAAUUAGUGAUUACUUUUUCUUCGUAAAAUAUUUGCUUUCCUUGAAAACUCAACUUGUUGCGAGACGAGGCUUCAAGAAAAUCAAAUAUUUUUAGAAAAGGAAAAGUGACAAGAAUAAAAGCAAUCACUUUUUUCAUUCUUCCAUAAAAGAGGAAUAUUCACACACAAUUUCAGAGCUGUACUUAUAUUUCUUAACCAGUUCCGAUUGAAGAAAGAAUGAACAAAAAAUGCAUUUUUUACAAAAAAAAAAUAAAACAUUGUCUUUUAGUCAUCUCUCUACACAUCAUGAAAUUAUCAGAUGAAAAGGAUUUAGAAUACUACUGCAAAAGAUAUCUAAAAAAAAGGGGCGUGCCAAUUUUAUACAUUUUUAGCAACAUACUAAUAUAGUUUUGAAUUCUCUUGGAGCUCGCCAUUCUUAAUCUUCUAUUAAACAGUGCAGUGGCAUUUGACAAGAAUUUAAUUGCAAUUAUUAUCUUUUGGUGCGCAUGAUUUGUACAUGUACAGUCUGCGAAAUCCGAGGGUUCACCAUUCUGUCCUUACAAACGGCUAAAAAUUUCUUCAAACUAAACUAAUCUAAAAAUACUUUUCCGGGUCUUGUAGGGAUUGCUUUAGUUAUAAUUUAGAUACUGGCAACCUCAAAAAUAAUUAUUAUUGACCGAGUUUUUAAUCAUUGAAAAUCACAUUUCUAGGGUUUUUCAGAAUGGCCUAUAGCUCAAAAUUGUCCAACUUAGAGUAGUAGGUACUGAGUUCUUGUUUAGAAAAAAAUAUAAUCGGAGGAAAAAUUUGUAAUUCGUUUAAAAAAUUGUCUAAACAAAUUUUAUCUGGAUUACUGGCCCUGUAACCUUUUAGGGCAUGAGUAAUGACGUGAUUUGUAGCUUUAAAAGCAAAUUUGCUGAAAACUUGUUAUUUCGAACUGUCCAAUUCAUGAAUUUCGCCUAUCCAGAGGUUUUUGAACAGUGUUCGUAUGGAAUCAUUAUUUUUCCAUUCAUGAUGUACUUACGGCCGCGUCGCCACUGAAAUCGUCCGCUUUCAAAGAUCGAGAUUUAUAUAUUUAUUCCAGUCAUAGAAGCUUGAAAAGCUAAAAAAAAAGACGAAAGGAAGUAUUGCAAAAUUUUUGUUGAAUGUUCCAUAACAUGAAACCUCUAAUAGUCGAUCCAUAAACGUCAUUUGCAGCUGGUGCUGUAGACUAAUUUGUUAUAUCGGUACAACGGAAUGGAGGAGAUGCGGGUUCGAAUCCCGCCGUGUCCAUUUUUCUUAUAUCUCAACUUGUUGUUUGUUGCGCUCCUCCAAAAAAUCGUUUGCAGGUUACUGUCCUCGCACUGUGGUACCGUGGUGUGUGCCCAUGAGGCGGCGUGGUGCAACAAGAAAGCGACUACAGCUCUGAGAUCUUUCAUUUUACAAAGUCAUGGAUACCGUAGGGUUUUCCUUGUUUUUUUCGUUUUCAGUAGCAUUCAAAAUGUCUGAGGCAGAAACAAUUUGAUCGAUGAUUACAGAGACUACAAAUUGAUCGCGUCGCCACUGAAAUCGGCCGCUUUCAAAGAUCGAAAUUUAUUUAUUUAUUUAUUUAUUUCGCGGUUUUUUAUAUAUUAGAUUGUCACAGACGAACCCAUAGAUAGUAAUACAUUCUCGGAAGGCUAAAACAAAGACUUAAGAAAGUAUUGCAAAACGUUUGUUGAAUUUUCCUUAACAUGAAACCUCUAAUAGUCGAUCCUGAAAGGUGGUUUGUCGCUGGUGCUGUAGACUAAUUUGUUAGGUCGGUUUCACGGAAUGGAGGAGAUGCGGGUUCAAAUCCCGCCGGCGCCCAUUUUUCUUAUAUUUCAAGUUGUUAUUUGCUGCGCUUCUCAAAAAAAUCGUUUACAGGUUACUGUUCUCGCACGGUGGUACCGUGGUGUGUGCCCAUGAGACGGCGUGGUGCAGCGAGAAAGCGAUUGCAGCUCUGAGAUCUUUCAUUUUACAACGUCAUGGAUACCGUAGGGUUUUCUUUAUUUUUGUCGUUUUCAGUAGCAUUUAAAAUGCCAGAGGCAGGAACAAUUUGAUCAAUUAUUACCGAGACUACAGAUUAAUCGCGUCGCCACUGAAAUCGGCCGCUUUCAAAGAUCGAAAUUUAUUUAUUUAUUGCGCGGUUUUUUAUAGAUGUCAGAUUGUGACAAACGAACCCAUAGAUAGUCAUAAAUGCUUGGUAAGCUACAAAAAGAGACGAAGGAAGUAUUGCAAAACGUUUGUUAAAUAUCCAUUAACAUGAAACAAGGCCUUUCGGUAACACGAAACAAAUUUUUAAUAAUGAAAUACAUUAUAAAAAAAUAUUUCUUUUUUGUCAGGACUGACUGUUUCUAGGUUUUCAGAAAGAAUGCAUCUAGUAAGCUUUACCGUUUUGGAGUUAUCAGCGAUGUAAAUGUCUCUAAAAGUGGGUAUACUAAAUGCUUAAAAACUCGGUUAAAAAUUGUAAUUUUUGAGAUUGUAAAUUAUCCAAAUUAAAGAUUAAACCUGCAUGUCCCCGAAAAGUAUUUUGAGAUUAAUUUAUUUUUAAGCGAUUUUUAACCGUAGACCAAAAUUGGCGAGCUUUCGAUUUACGCAGACGACACGUUACUAUUUGUAUUUUAACAAACUACUGACACAUAUAAUAUGAUGUUUCGGCAAACAUUUGUAGCAAUGAAAGUAUUGCAAAACGUUUGUUGAAUGUCGAUUAACAUGAAACAAGGUGUAGCAUUUCGGUAAAACGACACAAAUUUUACUCUUAACGUGUAUGCAGAUAAAUACGUGGCGUCGAUAUUCAAUUCGUAUCAGUCUCACCGCCUGUCAACACUCUUCAUAUUUGUUCCAUAAACAUUGACCCAAUAAUAUUGACAUGAGGAAUGACCUCUCUGUACCUCAGGAAAUAGGGAAGUUAGAAUAGGCAUUUCAAAAGGUAAUAUUGAUGAUUUUUUUUUAUGCUUAAGUACGUCAAGUACGAAAGCUCAUGACCUUAGAGAAAUUAAUUAUUUUCUUUUAACUCCGCGUGUUUACGACAUACUUUCAAAAACAAUGGUUCGCCAAUAGUACGAUUUUGGAAUAUGAAUCCUAUUUUUAUUGAAAUAUUCUUGAUUGUUUCCGUCUUGUUUCAUGUGAUUGUCUGGACCAGAAAACUUUGAUACAAGAAAUUUACUUAAGCAUCUGAGAAACAACUUCAUGAAUACAAAUGGUCCAGAUGUCAUAUUUCACAGUUUUCAAGUUUUGCAAUCCAAGAAAUAUGUUGUACACUCUUUUUUUAUAUUCAGAUACUUUUUGCUUUUCCACAGUACUCGCAUCCAUUUUUUAAAUUGCAUUUAACAUGGUCCAGAGUAAUGAAUAUCUGAAAGCGACUGUGAUCUAAUAGUAAGCAUUUCAUAGAGAUAGAUUUUUGUACGAUUUUCUGCAUUUAAAGGAUACUUUAAACAUAAUACCGUGAAAUAGAUCAAGUGACACCCGCUCAUUUGUGGUUGUGAACGCAGAAUGAAAAAAAUGGACAGAAAAGUUUAGGCGCUGACCUAAACAUUAAUCGAAAGACUGUUUCUUUGUUGAUUUUUUAAAUUAUAAAAUCGCUAUUGUGAAUACAAAAUUUUAAUCUUGUUUAUUUAAUUUAUAAAGAACGAUUCAGGGCGAGAUGUACAUGUUGUGUCGAAGAUCGAGUUCUGAAUCGAGAAGAUUUAAUAUUGUUGAUGUGUUCCAUUCUAACGCUUUACACAAUAUGAUCCACAGAACAGACGGACUUGGUAAUUUUGGAAAAGCGAUAGUUAUGUGCAUUUAACCUGAAAGAAAAGUGAUGAUCUAAUAUUUUUUCACAACUGCGUUACUCUACUAAUGUCACCAAAUGUUACCAAACUAGUUGUUUGUGGUACCGUGAUGUGUGCAAACGAGGCGGCGUGAUGUAACUAGAAAGCUAUUGGAGUCCAGUUGUUUCACUUGAACGCCGCCAGGUGGGGCACCAAGGCAACUUGAGAGAACAAAGAAGCAGUGGCGUGGGUAGGAUUGAAUUUUCGUCUAACAGACGAUCCUGGAAGGUGGUUUGCAGCUGGUGCAGUAGACUAAUUUGUACCACGGAAUGGAGGAGAUGCGGUUUUGAAUCCCGCCGGCGCACAUGUUUCUUAUAUUUCAAGUUGUUUGCUGCGCUCAUCCAAAAAAUCGUGUGCAGGUUACUGUCCUUGCACGGUGGUACCGCGGUGUAUGCCUAUGAGGCGGCGUGGUGCAACAAGAAAGCGACUGCAGAUGCGAGUUCUUUCAUUUUACAAAAGCGUUGAUACCUUGAGUUUUCCUUUUCUUUUGUCGUUUUCAGUAGCAUUAAAAUGUCAGAGGCACGAACAGCUUGAUCAAUGAUUAUUGAUCCAUGAAUCUAAAAUACUUUGGGAUACUUGUGCACCUAAUUUAGGCGCUGUUGAAAACUAACAAUUUUUUCUAAAGGAAUGAGUGAACGAACUGUAAAGUGCUCCAAAAUCGUGCUGAGGUGCAGUGUUCCAAAGUUGGUUUUCCAGAAAUUACCAAGUCGUUUGUCUUAUUGCGUGUUGUUGUAACGAACAAGCAAAAAACAUGUAAGUGAAACGCCAAUCUAUGUACUCUACAUUGGGAUUCUAUGAACUGCCAAUAAAAAAUGUAUAUAUUACAAGUACAUAGUCAUGACAAUACGGCUUAUAAAUAUUUAAAAUAAAAAUCAUGGAAGUAUAUCAAUAGAAGAUAAAUGUUUUAUAAAAUUAGUUGUAUAUAUGGAUACCGCAAAACAUGUGAGAUGUCUUUUGAUAUUCGUCUCACUUGGAAAUCUUUUUAAUAAUUCCAAGAUGUGUAAUAUAUAAUGUCUGUCCAAUUUAUCACCAAACGCUAUUUCAAUGGGAUUAACGCGUUUCAUUUUUGAAUGAACUCUGAUGGUUUGAUGCACGGAUUCACUAUUUUGUCAAAUUUUGUGACAUAUUCUUGAGUUAACCUUGAUUUGAAAGAAUUUGCCAUUAAAGUACCUGGCACAAAAUUUAUGGAAAUCGGCCACCGGUUAAUUUGAAUGAAAAUUCGUAUAAUAAAAGUUCAUGUCGUGCUCAUCAAAUGUUCCAAUGGGCACCAAGCUCAGAAAUGAUUUCUAUUGGAGAUACAGUUUGGUCCUUACCUCCUGUGGUACGCCUGCAUCAUUUCAAGAAAACUUACUCAUUUUUAUUGUAGACUUAACGUAUAGACAUACUAUGAAAGAUAUUCGAAAACGGUUUGCACAGCAAGAUUAAAAUCUUAUAUUUGCGUAUUUCUAAAUUAUUUGGAGAUAUACAGGGCGUUGCACAACUUAGUGGCACAACAAAAAUUUUAAAUGAAAUUCCAUAUUUUAUAGAUAUUUGGAAAGACCUCUUGAAAACAAGAAGACUUAAAUCAUACACAGUAGAAUUUAGAUCCUCAUUUGUUUCGUUAUUUUCUCACUUGUCUGCCUCUUUGACUUCCGCCAUUUUGCGUAGCACUUCAUUGAAUUUUCGGAAAGGGAUGAAAAAGUAUUCCAAUUUAAUAGCCAGAUAGCUGUUCAAAUAACCGCUACAAACCUGGUAUCAAAAGGGAGCUUAUGAAACGGAAAACCUGUAGUAAAACAUAGAGAAAAUUCUUUCUAAGAUUUAAUAAAGAGAGCAAAGCCUUCAAAUCCUCGUUUUAAAUGAACAAUUUCUUCACGAAUUUUUUCAAGGUCAUCCUGAUUAUGUUCUGCAGUGUUUACAUCAAUGGACAAAUUCAUGGACUAUCUGACAAAACUCAGUGCUGCCAACUACAUAACAAAUUCUUGCUAGAAGAUUGUGGUUUUGAUUUUGAGGCGAAUCUUAUAAACUAAAACCAUAUUAUUGAAUCAUCUUGAAUUGAAAAUUCGUUCCAUAUAAUGGAAAGUAAAACAAGGUUGGCACCAUGGAAUUUGACGUCCAACUUGGCAAAAAUUCGAAGAAAUCCACGACGAACUUAGAGUUAUUUGACGUCAAAUUCCUGUUUUACACUUUUGAAAUUUGGCUAUGAACUCUUUUCAAGGCGUAAUCCGUAGACUUGUCACUGUAAAACGGGUAAAGAAUAUGCAUUUUUUCCAAACAAAUGCUAAAGUAACUAAACAAUGAUUAAAAUCCGACAGUAUUUUAUGUAAAUUUUCUUGUUUUCGAAGAGUUUUUUCAAAUAUCUAAUAUCUUCUAUAAAAAAAUAUAUUUUUUGUGCCACGGAAUUUUAUAUUAUAUUUCCAAAUAAUUUAGAGAUACACUCCCAUAGGCAUGGGGCCCGCAGGAAUUUGUCUCAGGAGGACCGAUCAUCGGCAAGAGAUAAUUUUUCGUGAAAGUGUACCUGCUCCCGAAACCUUUUGAAGAGCGGGGGGUUGCAAAUUUUCCCAGGGUAGGAGGACAGAAUCGUCAAAAUUUUACACUAAGUCAUACUAAAUUUUAUCUCCAACCGUAUUAAUCUUGCCGCGCAAAUCGUUUUCAAAAGUUUCUCUAUUAAACUGUUUCCGUUGGACACUCUGUAUAUAUUGUAUGUGUUCAUGUGACUUACAUUAUAUUUUUAAGUUCCUUGAGUAUAUUAAAGACGAGUUUUUGUAAAAUCAUACAGACAGACAGAGGCUAAGGCGCCAAACUUUAACACCCUGUAUCUCCAAUAGAAAGCAUUUCGGGGCUGUGCGCCCAUUGGAACAUUUGAUCAGGACAAUAUGAACUAUCAAUAUAAGAAAUUUUCUUCCAAAUUGGCCAUAACUUUUGUGACAUAUUCUUAUUUAACAAGGAAAACUUAAUUUGAAAGAAUUCGCCAUGAAAUUUGAACAGUAUUUAAUUAUCCAAUUUGACGGUUUUUGUUUGAAGUUACGUUGAUAUCGAGACGGAUCAGCAACAGGAACUCGAAAUUUGUCUAAUACUUUUCACAGGUAUGAGACAUAUUUCCUAGUAACUCUUGCUCAAUUUUUCUCGAUGUUCGAACUUGCUGUUGCAUUAUAAAACAGUUUCUUUCGUGAUACAGCAGCAAGACCUGUGACUCUGACAGUAGACUUAGCCACGGGCUCAGGCUAAGUUUGGUUUCACUGAAACUGGAAAUAUUCACCAAUACAAAUGUGACCAUAAAGUCUUGGUGAAAUUAUGCUUGUAAUUUUUAUCUCAUUACUCAUAUACUUUUGUUAUUUUUAUACCACUAAAGACGGAGGUUAUGUUGUAUGUGUACAGAGCUUGCUGGAAGUUAGAACCGAUGAAAUUUUAUAUCCAACCUAGUGCUUCUAAUUUCCCGCAUUGAUUCCAUUAUUGCAAUCGAGUAGAACUUAUAGAUAGUUCUUACUGUGUGUAUAUAUAUGUUAAUACAGUAUGAUAUGGCUUAUUAUAAAAGUUGUGUGAAU